GAGGAAGGAGAAGGAGGGGCGGCAGAAGGAAGAAGGAGGGAUUGAAAAGAAGAAAGUAAGGAGCUGGAGUUUUUUUUUCACCCCUCACAUCUGGAUGUGUGUGACUGCUUUCACACAGAAGAACAAGAGUUUGGAUGUAAAAAAGAAGCAGACGAGUCUGGACUAAACAUUAAAAGAAGAGAAGGACACAGAGGAGGAAGAGGAGAAGUUCAUCUAACGGGACAGGAGUGUGUGUCUGUGUGUGUGUGUGUGUGUCAGUCAGUAGCAGGAAUGUUGCCGGUGAUCCUGACAAUUUACCUCAAUGACACGCAGCAGAUGUUAACUGAGGUCCCAGUGACUCCAGCAACCAGAGUGAGAGACGUGGUUGAAUACUGCAAAGAGCCUGGCGAGGGGGAAUGUCACUUAGCAGAAAAAUGGAAUGGACAUGAGCGAGUUCUUCCUCUGGACAUAUUGAUGCUGGAUCUCCUUCAGCAGUGGGGGACCAGGAGGAAUGAGGUCAGCUUCUACCUCAGACACUGCCCCCCCUGGGCACAAGGAAGUCAGCAGCCUUUGGAUGAAAGCUGGACUUUAGGAUCAACAGAGAUCGCUAAUGACAUGGUUCCCCGUGUGGAGCUGACCCUCUCUGAGCUCCAGGAAAUGGCCACAAGACAACAACAACAAAUCGAGACUCAGCAACAGAUGUUGGUCGCCAAGGAGCAGAGACUGAGGUAUCUUCACCAGGGAGGCAGAACUAACCAGGGACAGACACAGUCUGAAUCUGAGAAGCUGCAGCGGCUGAAGGAGCGAGUGGAGACUCAGGAAGCAAAGCUGAAGAAGAUCCGAGCCAUGAGAGGACAAGUGGACUACAGUAAACUGAUCAACGGCAACCUCUCUGCGGAGAUUGACCAUGUUAGCAACCUGUUCCAGGAGAAGCAGGCGGAGCUGCAGUCUGCAGUGUUUAGAGUCGACCAGCUAACUCAACAGUUGGAGGAUUUGAGGAGAGGACACCUCCAUUCUGUUCCACCAGCUCAUGGGGCACCCACCUCUGGCCAGAGAGGAUCCCCUCUGUCUGGCCCUGCAGCUCUGGAGCUGAGGAAACUCUACCAGGAGCUGCAGGCCCGUAAUCGCCAUAACCUGGAGCAGAGCAGCAAAUUGGCCCAGAACAAGGAGCUGCUGAACAAGAGGAAUGGCCAGGUGACAGUGAUGGAUCAGCGUAUUGGUGAACUGAGAGAACGACUGCACAAGAAGAGAGCAGAAUUGAACCAUAUGAACGGAGGUGGUCCCGCCUCCCCUCAAACCUCCUCCCGCCCUAGUGGUGGAGUUCUGGGUCGAGUGGCGGCCGUCUGCCCCUACAUCCAGGUUCCAGCUGAGGAGAGACAAGAGUCAGUGUACCCACUGCCAACUGACCCGUCACCCAAACCCACCCCACUCAGCCACACCCGCUCUCUCUCAGAGGAAGGCAGGAGUGGCGUCAGGAACCCACCCAGCACAUGGAAAGUGUCAGAUUUAGACAUCACUCUGUCAGAGUCCACAGAGACGUGGGAGAGACGUGUGUCUCUUCAGGGGGACGACAGUAACAACACCAAUGAAGCAUCAUGGUCUGACUGGAGGACCAACAGUCCAGAACAGCUUCCCUCCAGUUAUGGUACUUACCCCAGUGCCAUCCACCAGGCUGCAGGUCAUCACUGUGCCACCAGCUCCCUGCCCCGCUCUGCCCCUGGUACCCUGGGCUGGCCUCGGUCCAGCAGCAGCACCAACACGUCACCCUCCUCUUCAUUAUCUUCCUCGUCACAGCAAAUACACCAGCGAAUCGCUGUCCCUCCUAAAUCAAGCCCAGGCUCUGCCAGCAUCUCUCAGUCCUCUCCACGGUCCCCACAAGCAGAGCGCACAGAUCCCCCUCCAGCAGUGGCCGUACGUCCGUACGUCCCUGACCAUCCCUCCAGACCCCAGUCCCCCAGGAAGGGUCCCGCCACUAUGAACAGCAGCUCCAUCUACAGCAUGUACCUUCAGCAGCCUCAGGCUAAAAACUAUGGCUCUCUCAACAACAGGACGACCGUCAAAGCAGUCUAUGGCAAACCCAUCCUCCCCACGUCCUCCGCAUCUCCAUCCCCAGUCCCUUUCCUCCACGGAGGAGGAGGAGGAGGAUUAAAAGCAGGAGAAGAUGUGACAGAUAAAGAAGGUGGAAAAGGAGGAGAGAGCAGCGAUGGGCAAAUCCUGCCUCCACCAAGCGUCGAUAACAUCCCUCGCCCUCUCAGUCCCACAAAACUCACCCCAGUUGCCCACUCCCAGCUACGUUACCAGAGUGAUGUGGACCUGGAGGUUCUGCGCCGGCGCCCCAGUAACGCUCCACGGCCGCUGAAGAAACGCAGCUCAAUCACUGAACCCGAGGGCCCCCAGGGACCAAACAUCCAAAAACUUCUGUACCAGAGGUUCAACACACUGGCAGGAGGCAUGGAAGUAGGCUCAGGCAGCACUUUCUACCAGCCCGACUGCCUUUUAGGCGACAUGGACAACAUCCACUCAGCCAAUGGGAAUGUAGAAAGUGGCGACAAAGAUGUCAGUAUUGCAGCUGUGGAGGGAAAAGUCCAGAACCUGAACUUAGACUCCAGACGUUUGUCGCCUCCUUCUGUUGCCACAGAAACAUCCAAAGAGACAAAAGCAACAGCAGGCACUACUCCCUCCACUCAAACUAGCCCACGUCUUGCAUUGAGGCAAGAAGACCAGAACAAUAACAACAAGAGAGGAUCUAGUCCGGCCCAAAACCCUGCAGGUCACGCCUCUCCAUCACCUGCUGCAGCACCUUCACUGCCUAAGGUGAAGCGAACCAACCUGAAGAAGCCGUCAUCGGAGCGAACAGGCCACGGCCUCAGAGUCAAGUUUAACCCUCUUGCUUUGCUGCUGGAUGCUUCGUUAGAGGGAGAGUUUGAUCUGGUACAGAGAAUUAUCUAUGAGGUGGAAAAUCCCAGUAUGCCUAACGAUGAAGGCAUAACUCCUCUUCAUAAUGCUGUCUGUGCUGGACAUCACCAUACAGUCAAGUUCCUGCUGGACUUCGGAGUGAACGUCAAUGCAGCUGACAGUGACGGAUGGACUCCUCUGCACUGUGCUGCGUCCUGUAACAGCGUCCACCUCUGCAAGAUGCUGGUGGAGUCCGGGGCGGCCAUUUUUGCGACAACAAUUAGCGACGUGGAGACGGCAGCGGACAAAUGUGAAGAGAUGGAGGACGGAUACACACAGUGUUCUCAGUUCCUCUAUGGUGUCCAGGAAAAGUUGGGUGUGAUGAACAAAGGCCUGGUCUACGCUCUGUGGGACUACACAGCUCAGGAGGAUGACGAGCUCUCCUUCAGCGAGGGCAGCGCCCUCACCGUGCUUCGACGACAUGAUGACAGUGAGACAGAGUGGUGGUGGGCGCGACUGAACGACCAGGAGGGCUACGUGCCCAGGAACCUGCUGGGGCUGUAUCCAAGGAUCAAACCCAGACAACGCUCACUGGCAUGAGGCCCAGAUCAGGGGUUACAUGCUCCUCACAGCAGGCGUGUGCAAGAGGAGAGGAAGAGGAGCAGUCGCAGAAUUAGGGCAGAGGCAUUAGAAGGAAGAGGGAAGAGUGGAUGAAGAAGUGACAGAAGAGGGAGGUCAAAGAUUUGCUGAAAAUGUUUUAUGUGGAUGUGACGCUGGAACAACACAAGCCAUGUUGUGGUGGAGUCAUAGCAUGGAGCAUUUUUUGACUAAGUUGCUGCAGACUUAGAGAAAUUGCCCGCAUCUUAUUUUGAGCAACAGUAGCUUGGCACGUUCAGCCGCAUGACAGACGCUGAGUAGAGAAACAAAGAUGUAGCUUUAACAUCUUCUUCAGUUCAUUUAGCUCCCAACGCCACUGACACAUUGAUCUGUGAAUAGCAACAACAAAAACACACGUUAGGACUUUCAUGCAGCCAAGCUUCUCCAAGCAAAUGGGGAUGUGUUUAUUUUCUCAGUGGGCGUCAUGUGACGUGGGAUGGAAGAUUAAUUCCGUGCGAUGUGAUUUGACAAGUUGGAGCAGGGGAAAGUGUGUGUGGCGAGGUGUCAUGUGAAAGUGAGGAGAGAGAACAGGUGAAUGUGUGUGGAAGCAGGUCAGGUUAGGGUCACUGCUGUGGCAGAAGCAGUCGCCAGGAACGACGUUGAGAAUGCAGUGAUGAGGCUGAUCAAGGCAAGCAACUGAACAAUGGCUGCUGAGAUUGACAUCAACUUCACAAACAGUGUUUACCAUGAUAUACUACAGCAUGGGUUUUUUUGGGUUAAAAAAAAAGGUCAUGUCAGAUAAAUGAUGUAGUUCUGUUUUUGCAAACUGAUGUAAAAAAGCAUCUGUCAGACAUUACCGCUGACUCAGCCUUUGUGUAUUUUGCAUUUGUCUUGACUCAGCACUGGUGAGCACUGGCAUAUCAACAUCUGUUCACAUGUGAAAUGGCUGCUGCUGGAAAAACAGGGAAGGAAGGAAAAGGAAGAAUGUGUAGGAAAUGCAAAUGUUGUUUGAAAGCCCAAACUGUUUUUACGAAACAAAUUGUUCAGGAGUUGAAUGGACAGUUUUUCUCUUGGUAUGAUAAAGUUUGCCAGUAUUUAUACAUUUUCAACCAAAACGUAGAGCCACAUUCACACUUCAAACUAACAGCCAGCUCAAUGUUUAAGAAUCCAGUCAUGCCUGCUGUUAAAAUGACUCAUCAAAGCUCCGUUAGAUAAUUUUUUCUGCGUUCUCUUAACUCUGAAUGUCUUUUUUUAAAAAAAUGUAUCAAAAUGAAUUAUACUGGACUAACUAUGUUCAAAUCACAACUAACCUAAAGUGAAUGAAGACUCUCUCCAAGUGUCACCUGAUUUUAUUUUUUAUUUCUUUCCUAUUUCCAUGUUUCAGAAGUUGUAUUAAAUGUAUUUUUUUUGUUUUAUCUCAAGCAAUACAUUGUUUUUAUAUUAUUAUAUUAUUAUUAUUAUUAUUAUUUUUAGGACACACUUGUUUCUUCGUGUCAGAGCUGGCACCUCUCACUGCUGCCACCUAGUGUACAUUGACAUUUUUGACACAAAAUAAAGCAUCACUUUCUGUUGACACAUGCCGUGUAAAAUAUGAAGCAAUAAAUUGAAGUGAAGUUUGA
Solea senegalensis (Senegalese sole) is the source of this 5090-nucleotide messenger RNA. It is a transcript of the gene ppp1r13ba, whose product is annotated as protein phosphatase 1, regulatory subunit 13Ba. The coding region runs from base 271 to 3474 and encodes 1067 amino acids. Gene Ontology annotation, molecular function: p53 binding. The record is from RefSeq and is a predicted model, not a curated record. Gene Ontology annotation, biological process: regulation of apoptotic process. The transcript is spliced from 24 exons. Lineage: Eukaryota; Metazoa; Chordata; Actinopteri; Pleuronectiformes; Soleidae. Gene Ontology annotation, cellular component: nucleus.